GAGAGAUGAGACACCCAGAGAACUGACAGGCGGAUUAACCAUAUUCAGUAGAAUCAUUGUUAAUAUCGUUGUAAUUGCUCCAUUUUGACCAGCACAAUGUUUCAAGUGGUUCGAACAGUGCUGGUUCUGGUGUGUGCAUGUGCUGCCUCGGCUGGGAUCAACAACGCUACACUGAAGGAGACAGAAAAGCCUGUUACGAUAAGAGAAAGGGGAUUCCUUCUACGUGAAUAUACAAUGCCAAAUACGGUUCCUGAAAGAAAUAACAGAAACAACAGUAUGUUGAUGCAUAAUGAAACCAACAGCAACGGAACGGGGGGGCUGAAUGUAACCAGUACCAAGAGGGUGGAAAUCUCAGAAGAAGCGCUGUUGUUUCUCAAAGGCUCUGUGUCCACCAUCCUCAUCCCUUCCUUCUACACACUGGUCUGCCUCAUCAGCUUGCCAAUCAACAUCUGUGCAGUGGUGGCCUUCACUCUGAGAAUCAAACCCAAGAAUGCGGCGGCCAUCUACAUGUUGAAUCUGGCCUGUGCCGAUCUGCUCUUUGCUGUGCUGCUCCCCUUCAAGAUCUCCUACCACUUUGGAGGCAACAACUGGAUAUUCGGCUCGCUCAUGUGCCGCGUGGUCACUGCAGCCUUCUACUGGAACAUGUACUGCUCUGUUCUGCUCAUAACUUGCAUUAGUGUGGACCGUCUCCUUGCUGUAGUCUAUCCUAUUGACUCUCUGUCUUGGCGGAGGCCAAAGAACGCAUUCAUGGCCUGCGUCGCCAUGUGGAUAUUGUCCUUCGCUGGCACUGUGCCCCUUGUCCUCCACGACCAGACUUUUCCCCUCAGUCAGCUGAACAUCACCACCUGCCACGACGUCCAGUCUGUGCACGAGAUAAUCUGGUACUACAAGAUCUACUUCAUUGCCCUGUGCUGCGCCUUCUUCUUCCUGCCUCUGCUUAUCACAGUGGGGUCCUACACUCGUGUGAUCUGGGCACUGAGCAGAGUCCCACACGGCGUUCCAGGACGUUCACGGAGGAGAACAAGAGCAGUGGUGAUGGCUGGAACAGUGCUGGUGAUAUUUGUGCUGUGUUUCACACCCACACACUGUCUACUGAUGGCCCACUAUCUGCAAUUUAACGGAGGUGCUGAGGCGAUCCAAGAGAGCACUGAUGGCUCUUACGCAGCCUAUCUGGUGUUAAUGUGUUUAGGAAGCCUGAACUGCCUCCUGGAUCCCCUGGUCUAUUACUUUGGCUCAUCCCAGUGCAAGAAACAACUAUCCAGCACACUGAGGUGUGAGAAGAUUUUGGAGGGCUUUAGUGGACAUUCCUUUACUGGCCUCAGUAGUCGCUUAACAAGGAAGAGAACAACCAGAUCCAGUGACCUACAGGUUGACUACCACCCAGCCUGCAUACCAUAAAAUCUCCCUUUUUCGAGGCAAAAUGAAAAUCUGUUUUUUUUCCAAACCAAAUGCUUUCAAUCAGUUAAAACAGAUAUACUAUACGACCAACAUUGCAGAAUAGUUGGAUGGCUCGGUCUGGUUGACAGUGGUCAACAAGCAAUGGCACCCUAAACAUGUGCUCAAUUUAAUAACAAUGCUUCCUCUGCCUCUGUCUUCCCAGAGUUGGGGCGAUCACAGACGUAUGUCAUGAAACCACAUUCCAUUUAGUCUGAAAACCAGCUAAUUUUAUUGAAUGACUUAAGCAAAGUGCAAACAAUGUUUAAACUGUCUCGAUCUAGUUAAUUUUGUUUUAUAACUGCUUUGAGGUAAUUUGAUAGAAAUUCUAAAAGUGUUCCCGGUUUUAUGAAAUUUGAAAUUGAGAAGCCUUAUAUAUAUAAAGGCAUUUACUAGAGAUGAGCCGGAUACUCGGCUGAAACGAGUAACCGGUACGGAUAAAGCACUAUUGCCGAGCACGAGUAUUAUACGAGUAAUACGAGUCAAUAUCUCGGCUCGGACUGAAUGAAAAUCCUCACACAGCGUCACAGCGCUCCUCCCCUUCACAAACCGCUCUGCUCACUCACUCACAGAACAGCUCUCUGUCUCUCAGUCACUCAGGUUCGCAGGUCUUUUCUGUUAACGUUUAGGGUUUCUUCAGCUUGAAGUUUGUUUUUAUUUCAGUUUGUACUUACUUAUUAACCAGUAGAGUUCUGUUAAACGUGGGUUCGUUCAGACGUGGUGCUGGUAGAAAGCGACUCGCGUUGCGUCUCUGCCUGUCAGAGAUUUUUUUUUUUUUUUAAAUAGUAUUUUUUUUUUACUUCACGCAUUGAGUGUCUGACUACUCUCUAGCGUCUGGCUACUCUGUCUCUCUCUCUCUCUCUCUCUCUCCCUCUCUCUGCCGGUCGUUGGAGUUUUUUGUUUUUUUUUAAACCGUCAGUUGGCUCUAACCAGUUUUAUUUUAGUGUCUGACACUUUCUAGGUAGUAGUGGUAUAAAAAAUAUUACAAAUUAAGCUACACACACACAUUAUAUAUUAUAUAUAUUAUAUUAUAUUAUAUUACAUUUCGUUUCAUAAUUGCAACAACAUGUGUUGUAUUCAUUGUUGCAAAAAUUGUUCUGUAAAUAAUUUGUUUGCUAUUGUGAUCAAAAUCAUUGAUCUGAAGCUCAAUGCUGAUGCUGUCCUGUAAUAGCUUUCUAAUCAGCAAUAAAUAUAACAAUUUCUGAUCAACCCAAUCAAUUGCAUGCUUAAAAUAACAUACUGGUUAAAGCCCCGCCCGUUUCAAGACAACCCGGCCUACUUCCGGGUUAAAUCCAGCCCACGUCCGGGUUAAAUCACACCCACUUCCGGGUUAGGCCCCGCCUACUCCGAGUACGGAUACGGAUACAGAUAAUUCAUAUGGUUAACAGAUACAGAUACAGAUACAGAUAAUGCUGUACUCGCUCAUCCCUAGUAUUUACCUAUAGAAUGCAGCUGAAAAUAUACCAUAUAACUAUACUGCAAUCAGUAAUGUAAUCCUGUAUUCAAUUCAUAUAAUGUUAGAUAUAUUAUGCAAUGAUUGUUGAUAACAUUGUUGUAAUAAUCUAGCACAGAUUACUGAGCAUUUUCUUGAGUAUAUUUAUUGAACAUACUUCUCUUAAUAUUGAAAAUUCAUAAUAAUCAUGAUACUUGUUCAUGGACAUCUCCCAUAGGGGUGGGGUCUGCUAAACGUAAAGAUACUAUCUGGUCUGAUUGUGUGUGUUUGUGCAUGCGCAAGAAUUGUCAUACUCUCUUCGCUUGUCUGCUUCCUCUCCCCUUGAGACCUUUUUGCUAAAACAACUCACACUAAUUCACACACAAGCGCAUACACACACAAACCUACAACAAUAACAUGACUAAAGCCAAACCCUUCCAUUUUAUAACCCUUGCAUUUGUCCCAUGUUGACAUUAUACUGACACCACUUGUUUUAUUUUAAAAGUUCAUAAUCUGCUGAUUGCUCAUUUUACAUCACGUUUCCACUACAUUGAGACAUGUUACACGCUGUGUGAUAAGCAAGGUUUUUAUCUAAGCUGAAUUUAAAGAGAAUCAUUAGCUGGGUGAAGGUUUCAUGGUUUUGUCAUCUGUUUAUUUCCGCUUCUGUCUGAAGAGUAUUUUUUUUGUAUAAUCAUGCCUCCUUCUGUUUCAUGUUUAUCCUUGUGUUUAUGUUUGUAUAUGAGCAGUUUCUCUGUCAAAUUUUUUCUCACUCCCUGUGUUCUGCUUCCUGUUUUAUUUUGUAGUAUCACUCCUUGUGUGUCUUCUUUGUCACUUCCUGUCUUUGUGAUUGUCUGCACCAGGCCUCAUGUGUUCAACCUGUGUUCAAUUGACCUUGCCUUCCCUGUGUAUAUAAGUCUCUGUGCUUCCCCUUGUCCUUGUCGGUUCGUCGUUGUUGAUGCAUCGUCGCCUGUGCCGGUCAUCCUCUGCCUUAUAUCUGUCUCUAGUAAGUUCCUGGUGCAUUCCCCCAUGUCCUCUUGUUUUAUUCAUUUUUGACUUUUUUGAGAUUUCUCGGUUUGUAGUUUUCUCUGUUGAACAUUUCCCAUUAAAAGGACACUUUUUGUUUAAAACUCUACCUCUGCUUCUUGGGUCCACCUGCUUAACAUAAAACUGACUGAAGGGCUUUUUUGAAGUUUGAAAAUUGAUAUCGAAAAUUGACGAUGGAUGAGCACCAUUGGCUGAACUUUGCAUAUGAUCAGGAGAUUACAGGGGAGUUUGACAAUUACUUUGAGGAGAAGUUUUAUUUAUAACAAGCAGGAGCCCUGGCGAGGCGUCCCAGGCCCUGUGUGAGUCAACUCUGUGUAAACUGGGGGACACACCUCCCCUAGUUUUCUCCGUCCUUGUUACGGAUCUGAUGGAGUUGGGAGACGUGAGCAGCAGCUGUGGAGGUAAAAACUGUGGCCUCAGGCUUUCUUGAACAUUGCUGUCAACAAUACUGCCUGUGAGAGGAACCAAUAUACUGAUUGAUUCAGUGAGGUCAAGGUAAAUGGUUUAUAUUCAUAAAGAGCUGUGAUCCUUGAUUUGUUAUACAUUUUUA
Molecule: messenger RNA, 4460 nt
Organism: Pleuronectes platessa (European plaice)
Lineage: Eukaryota; Metazoa; Chordata; Actinopteri; Pleuronectiformes; Pleuronectidae
Product: proteinase-activated receptor 1
Exons: 2
Coding region: 97-1398 (433 amino acids)
Biological process (GO): positive regulation of blood coagulation; blood coagulation; phospholipase C-activating G protein-coupled receptor signaling pathway
Cellular component (GO): membrane
Molecular function (GO): thrombin-activated receptor activity
Source: RefSeq, a predicted model, not a curated record